This is a messenger RNA of Hydractinia symbiolongicarpus, 4673 nucleotides long. Its product is annotated as exostosin-1a-like. Lineage: Eukaryota; Metazoa; Cnidaria; Hydrozoa; Anthoathecata; Hydractiniidae. Bases 122 to 2383 code for a protein of 753 amino acids. The transcript is spliced from 7 exons. Gene Ontology annotation, cellular component: membrane. Gene Ontology annotation, molecular function: glycosyltransferase activity. The record is from RefSeq and is a predicted model, not a curated record.
CCCAGAACGAGACUGUAUUGGCUUGGGGCAUAAUGGCGGUGUUUUGAGAGAAGGAAAACAAGAUUGUUCGUAAAGUGAGUUGCACACUUUUUCAUGAAUUUAAAUGUUAUUGGUGAGCUAAAUGCCCCCUUAUCGUAAACGAAAUGUGUAUCCAAGAGCCAUAGCCGUUGGUGUAGUAAUAUCAUUUGUAUUUGCAUUUUUAUUCUUCAUUCUGAAGCUGGAACUUUGGAAGAAGGAAAGUUUAAGCGUUAGAAAAUAUGGCAGAAGAACUCAAGAUUAUAUAUCCAAAACAACUAUAUUACGAAUCAAUAACCACAUACAGCAAAGAGAUUACUAUUUACAAUUUCAAGAUUUUAAAAAAGAACCUAACCUAAAAUAUACACAAAAGAAAUGUGAAACUUUGAAAGAGUGUUUUAAUUUUGACAAAUGUCUUUCUGGAUUUUAUGUUUAUGUAUAUCCUCUCUUAGAAAAUGAAUUUAUUUCCCCUAUGUAUAUUAAGAUAUUACAGAGUAUUAAAUCAAGUCAAUAUUAUACUAAUGAUCCCACAAAAGCUUGUAUAUUUAUACUGUCAUUGGACACACUAGAUCGGGACAUUCUCAGUCAAAACUUUGUUAAACAUAUAAACAAAAAGAUUUCCAAAUUAGAGUAUUGGAAUGGUGGAAAAAACCAUCUUAUAUUUAACUUAUUUUCUGGUACAUGGCCUAAUUAUACAGAUGAAUUAUCAUUCGAUAUUGGACAUGCUAUGAUUGCAAAGUCAUCUUUUUCCCAAGAGACCACACGACAACAUUUUGAUAUCAGUUUUCUUCUAUUACCACAAAAUCAUCCACAACGAAUAAUAAAUUUUAUUAAUAAAACCAAUCAACACAAUAGCUUAGAAAAAAAUGUGGAUAUAUUUCCUGUAAAAAGGAAAUAUCUUCUAGCGUUCAAAGGAAAACGAUAUUUGUAUGGUAUUGGGAGUAGGAGUCGAAAUAUGUUACAUGUAAUAAAUAAUAAUAAAGAUAUAGUUUUAUUAACAACUUGCAGACAUGGAAAAGGUUGGGAGAAAUAUAAAGAUGAUCGUUGUGAUGAGGAUAACACAAAUUACGAUAGAUAUGACUAUGUUGACCUACUAGCAAAUUCAACAUUCUGUUUGGUUCCAAGAGGUCGCCGUCUUGGUUCUUUUCGCUUUUUAGAAGCCAUGCAAUAUGGAUGUAUUCCUGUUCUCCUAAGUAAUGGUUGGCAAUUACCAUUUGAAGAAGUUUUAGAUUGGUCCAAAUUUUCUUUAAAUAUUAAUGAAAAUAUGCUACUUCAAUUACCAGACAUCAUUAGAGGUAUAUCUGAUGAUGAAAUCCUGGCAAAAAAACAACAAACAAGGUUCAUCUACCAUACAUAUUUUGCAUCUGUUGAAAAAAUUACACAUACAACACUUCAGGUCUUACGCCGAAGAAUCACAUCUCACAUGCAGCAAUCUUAUUUAGUUUGGAAUACUUCCCCUGGAGCACUGAACAUAGAUUACAGAUUUUCAAAGUCGCUUUUAAGCUUUCCAUCAUAUUAUUCAAUUAUGCAUACAAAGCCAGUGAAAAAGUUCACAGCUGUCAUAUUGGCUGUUUCGCCAGUCUAUCGAUCAUCAUCACCAUUAUUUAACCUGAUAAAAUCUAUCAACCUUUCAAAUUAUUUAGAUCAGAUCUUAGUUAUAUGGUUGCCAAAUUCAAACAUUCCAGAUAAAACAAAAUGGCCUCGCACAAAAGUUACAUUACGGGUUAUCCACCCACCAAAGAAAACGAUGAAUGCCAGAUUCAUCAGUAUUGGUUUGUUAAAAAAAGAUUUGGUUAACACUGAUGCUGUGUUUAUGUUUGAUGAAGAUGUUGUCAUUAACACAUCCGAGAUUGACUUUGUCUUCUCUGUUUGGUAUUCUAACCCAUCACGGUUAGUUGGUUUCUCCCCCGAGUCUCAUUACAUGGACGCGUCACAAGAAGCACCACGGUGGAGGUAUACGUCGAAACAAAUAAAUCAAUUCUCAAUGAUUCGAACAACAUGCGCCAUCUUUCACAAAUAUUACAGCUAUCUUUACACUAUGAAGCCUCGACCAGGUUUACACGAGCUUGUCGAACGUGAAAAAACAUGCGAAUCGCUCGCCAUGAAUUUUUUAAUCAGCAAACACACGAACCAACCACCAAUUAAAGUUGCGCAUUCUUCGCAGUUUAAAGAUGGCGCGCAUUUGAAAGCGCGCCUACAAACUGUGUUUACACCUCAACAACUUUUAGAAACAAAAGAGAGAUGUUUUGGCGAGUUAAUUGAAAUAUUUGACGGGUUACCCUUGCUGCAUUCAAAAAUUGCUAUGAAUCCUGUCCUGUAUAAAGAUCCCGUCUCGAUAAGUAGGAAAAAGUACAGGACGUUGGAGUAGGUCAGUUUGGAUGAGCAAGUUAAAUAAAUACUUGAUUAGAAUUUGAGAUGGGCUUUUAUAUUGUCGGAGGUUGUUUCAGAAGCUACCUAUAGUCUUGAUAUAGCUACAGUAAAUUCUUAUCCAACUCGUCUAAGCUGAACAGUUCUUAUGAGUAAUAAAUGAAAUAUAGUUAUUGUUAUAUAGAUAGAUAUACAACAUGCACCCCAAUAAGUAUUUGUAACAAAGAUUGGAUCUGUUUAUACAUAAAGUUACCGUUCUAUUUUUAUGCUUCCAGGACAUGCAUCGCUAAAAAAGUAAAAAGAAACCUUGGGUUUCUGUAAAUUAAUACAUUUCUUUCAAAAGUUAUUCUAAGUUUAAAAUGAAAGAACCGAUUUAUUUUACUGCAACCUCAAAACCUUGCGUUUAUUUUCGCUUCUUGUUUCGUUUAUUAACCACGUACCUAACUGGACAAUGAAAGGUUGACCCUGCAAUUUUUUGCGAUUGAUUUCAUCCGGGUAACUUUUGUGUUUUAAAUUUGCGGCUUGAAAUGUUCCCCUAAAUUAUCCGUUUUUUCUGCAGAAAUUUAGUAAUGUGGAGCUUUGUUUCCUCCGUUCUUAUUGGCUAGUUACUUCUGCAGAAAUAACCAUUGCUAUCGGUAUUAUUACGUUCUAUUUUGUUCUAUAUUUUUUUGUUAUUUAUACGUAUAUAUAAACGUUGUUUUGUUGUUAAAUUUACUUUUUGUUUUGUUUUUUUGGUAAGGUAUUUUUGCUGUGUGUAUGUGAAACCGUUCAAUUGGGCGAGAUCUCAUUUUGUGAACAAUUUUACAGUACAUGCCAGAUUUGGUAACUGCUCCACGUAAUGUCGCGGCGUCUUAAUUAAGAUCAGUGCAGUAUUAACGCGGGUAAAAAGCAUGCGUUCAAUUUAUCGAUUGAGAGGGGAGAAAAUACAAUUAUGGAAAUGUUUUGAUUCACUCAUACAAGAGCCACUACUCAUCAAUUUCUUUUGACGGAUUAUUAGACACCUGCGCUUAAUUUUGGGUAGAUAAAAGGUUAUAUUUUUACUCAUUUGGCUUGCAGGAAAGAAUAUACAGAAUAUAGACUGUUCACGCACAGUCGAGGGACCAAAAGUUAUACAAAAGAUAUAUAUUGAUUUACUCAAAGAAGGUGUACGUCUAUCCAGGUGGAGAAAAUUAUUUAGAGGUAAAAUUUCACCAUAAAUGCACAAUAUGAAUUUUUUAAAUUGAAACGUCACAAAAAAGGAGAACUUGUUUUUCCUCUUGCAUUGCUAGUCCCAUUUUUCAUGUGAAAUGUGCUUUGGUCAGCAUAUUUUGUUUUAUUUCCCUAAAUUCAGGGGUAAAAGUGAAAGAUGUUGUCAAGGGAAAUUUAAUGAGAUAUUAAUAAUAAAUUGUUUAAAAUUCCGAGAAAAUGGAAGAGUUUUUUAUAAAUACAUUUUACUUUCUCUUUUUUGCUGCAAUUUGGAAUAACAGAAGGUACUUGGUAAAUUUAUUUAUUUAUUAUUAUCAUUGUUUUUUUUAUUUUUUAUUUUUUUUACAAAUUUUGUAGUUUUUAUAUUAUGUUUUAUCUCUUCUCAUAUGCUUUUUACGAUGUUUGUUGUUGUCGUUCUUGUGUCUGUGCUUGGUUGAUUUAUUCAUAAACAUCAACUUCGUAAGAACAGCAUCUCGCAAGUUGUAUUUGCAUACCUUAGUCGAUCUUGUUUUAAGUAUUCUAAUUUUAGCGGGAAAAUGUAUUCGCAAAUUUCGCUUUCUUAUCUAUUUCGAAAAAUUAAGUUUUCACCAAAUAUUUUUAAGGGCACUUAAUUUGCGAGUAUUAGACGCAAGCCGCGAAGAUUUUAUCAUAUAUCAGUGUGUCCAAUCUGUCAGGAAAUUGUAAGUAAUAUUAAAAAUAAUCGCAAAAUGUCAAGACAAUUUGGCCGUUUUGUGAAAAUAUCAGAAAUUUUAAAUUUUCCACUAACCUUCCGUAAUGCAUAAGCUUUUUAUUUUGAUAUCACGUUUUUUUCAAUGUUAGUUUUUAGCCAACAUGUUUCAUAACCAAUGACUUUAAUAACUGAUAUAUUUUUGUUCAAUGUUUUGCAUUUUCAUCCGUUGUUUUUGUUUUUUUUUCUACUUUGAGCAGUCAGCUAGUUCACCAGCCAUAACUGUUCGAAAAAGUAGAGCAGAAAAUUCGAAAAUGUCAGGAGUUUUAUUUAGUAAAGGUCUCCUCAAUACCUUUUUCUAUAAAAUAUUUCAUAACACAAAAGUAUUUGUAGAGUUCAAUGUUUUAAAUUGUUUUGAGUGAACAGAUUGUUUGCUUUA